This is a messenger RNA of Phyllostomus hastatus (greater spear-nosed bat), 2854 nucleotides long. RefSeq names its product glypican 4 (gene GPC4). Gene Ontology annotation, biological process: cell migration; regulation of signal transduction; regulation of protein localization to membrane. The record is from RefSeq and is a predicted model, not a curated record. Lineage: Eukaryota; Metazoa; Chordata; Mammalia; Chiroptera; Phyllostomidae. Gene Ontology annotation, cellular component: cell surface; synapse; extracellular region. The coding region runs from base 5 to 1675 and encodes 556 amino acids. The transcript has 9 exons.
CACCAUGGCACGGUUUGGCUUGCCCGCGCUUCUCUGCACCCUGGCCAUACUCAGCGCCGCGUUGUUGGCUGCCGAGCUCAAGUCGAAAAGUUGCUCGGAAGUGCGACGUCUCUACGUGUCAAAAGGCUUCAACAAGAACGAUGCCCCCACGCAUGAGAUUAACGGUGAUCAUUUGAAGGUCUGCCCCCAGGGUUAUACAUGCUGCUCUCAAGAGAUGGAGGAGAAGUACAGCCUUCAAAGUAAAGAUGAGUUUAAAGCUGUGGUCAGUGAACAGUGCAAUAAUUUGCAAGCUGUCUUUGCUUCCCGUUACAAGAAGUUUGAUGAAUUCUUCAAAGAACUACUUGAAAAUGCAGAGAAAUCCCUGAAUGAUAUGUUUGUGAAGACAUAUGGCCACUUAUACAUGCAAAACUCGGAGCUUUUUAAAGAUCUCUUCGCAGACUUGAAACGCUACUAUGUGGUGGGAAAUGUGAACCUGGAAGAAAUGCUAAAUGAUUUCUGGGCUCGCCUUCUGGAGCGGAUGUUCCGCCUGGUUAACUCCCAGUACCACUUCACAGAUGAGUAUCUGGAAUGUGUGAGCAAGUAUACUGAGCAGCUGAAGCCCUUUGGAGAUGUCCCUCGGAAAUUGAAGCUACAGAUUACUCGUGCAUUUGUAGCAGCCCGUACUUUUGCUCAAGGCUUAGCAGUUGCAAGAGAUGUAGUAAGCAAAGUCUCUGUGGUAAAUCCCACAGCCCAGUGUACCCAUGCCUUGUUGAAGAUGAUUUACUGCUCCCACUGCCAGGGUCUAGUGACUGUGAAGCCAUGUUACAACUACUGCUCGAACAUCAUGAGAGGUUGUUUGGCCAACCAAGGAGAUCUUGAUGUUGAGUGGAACAAUUUCAUAGAUGCUAUGCUGAUGGUGGCAGAGAGGCUAGAGGGCCCUUUCAACAUUGAAUCAGUCAUGGAUCCCAUUGAUGUGAAGAUUUCUGAUGCUAUUAUGAACAUGCAGGACAAUAGUGUGCAAGUGUCCCAGAAGGUUUUCCAGGGAUGUGGACCCCCCAAGCCCCUCCCAGCUGGACGAAUUUCCCGUUCCAUUUCGGAAACUGCCUUCAAUGCCCGCUUCAGACCAUAUCACCCUGAGGAACGCCCAACCACAGCAGCUGGCACUAGUUUGGACCAACUGGUUACUGAUGUCAAGGAGAAACUGAAACAGGCCAAGAAGUUCUGGUCCUCUCUCCCUAGCAACAUUUGCAAUGAUGAGAGGAUGGCUGCAGGAAACGGCAAUGAAGAUGACUGCUGGAAUGGAAAAGGCAAAAGCAGGUACCUGUUUGCAGUGACAGGAAAUGGAUUAGCCAACCAGAUCAGUAAUCCGGAGGUCCAGGUUGACACCAGCAAACAGGACAUGGUGAUCCUUCGUCAAAUCAUGGCUCUUCGGGUUAUGACUAGUAAAAUGAAGAAUGCUUACAGUGGGAACGAUGUGGACUUCUUUGAUAUCACUGAUGAAAACAGUGGAGAAGGAAGUGGAAGUGGAUGUGAGUAUCAGCAGUGUCCUUCGGAGCUUGAGUAUAACGCAACUGACCACUCUGGGAAGAAUGCCAAUGGCAAAGCCAGCCGCGCUGGUGCCCGUAUUGGGGCCCAGCCCUGCCUCCUCACUGUCUCCUGCAUCUUGUUUCUGGUUAUGCAGAGAGAGUGGAGAUAAUUCUCAAUCUUAGAGAAAAUGUGUUCAUCAUCAGAAAGUUUAAAAGGCACCGGUUAUCACUUUUCUACCAUCCUAGUGACUUUGCUUUUCAAAUGAAUGGACAACAAUGAACAGUUUUUACUAUGUGGCCACUGGUUUAAAAAAUUCUGACCUUGUUUUUUCAUUCAGUUUUGUGGGAAAAAGGGACUUGUACGUAAAGUAAGUUCCUGCUUCCCCAGCAUCUUGUUAAACGUGGCUAGCGGUAUAGGUACAGAACUGUAGUUAGUUGUGCAUUUGUGAUUUUAUCACUCAUCUUGUUUUUCUUUAUUGUUUGUUUUUGUUUGUGGGUUUUUUCCUUCAGUAAUGAUCUCACCUUAUUUCUUACAAGAAAACCAGGGUUCUUUCUUGGCAUGUAACAUGUACGUGUUUCUGAAAUAUUAAAUAGCUGUACAGAAGCAGGUUUUAUUUAUCACGUUAUCUUAUUAAAAGAAAAAGCCCAACAAGCAGUAAAAUUUACAUUUAUCCCUGUUGUUUUAGUUGCCUUAUCUGGAGAGGAGGUGAUUUUCUUUUUUAUAAUUAAGUUAGGACAGAAUGUGAAGGCACAAGGGGGUUUCUAAUCCACUUGUCAGGUUGUCUUCUAGCAUCAACACAAGGAAGAUGAUAUAUUUCAUUGCUAGCUGGUGACUGGAAGAGACUGCAGACUACCCAUUUUGGUUGAGUUGAAUUAUAUAAGUUAAGAUCACAUAGGUUCAUUUCUUGAACCCGCUUAAAGUAAUCCAUUCAGAAGAUUCUUGAUGCAUUUUCCCUAAAAAUAUCUAAGACCAUACAGGAUGCCCCAGUUGCCACAUGUUCACACUUUGUUUACAGGUGGGGUUCGUUUGUUUCUUCGUUUUGUCUUUAUCCAGGCAAGUUAGUAAGCCACUGUGUGCUGGUCUUCAUGUCCACACCUGACCCUCUCUGAACUGAUAUCCCAGUGCCAGAAAUAAGUGACCAACCAUAUUUCAUUUGGUCCCCAUUGUUACAGCAUUUGAGAUUUCAAACCCAGCCAUGCAGAGGAGCUGCCUGGAGGCUAGUUAGAAUUGGGGUGGGUACAGCCAGUGCUCAGGGAAUUGCAUUAACACUUGAGCAAAGUUUUUGUCUGUGCAUUUGUAUUUGCAUUCAUUUUGUCAUCCCAGGUUUUUAAAAGAAAUUCUAAAGUUG